Molecule: messenger RNA, 1254 nt
Organism: Daphnia pulicaria
Lineage: Eukaryota; Metazoa; Arthropoda; Branchiopoda; Diplostraca; Daphniidae
Product: serine/threonine-protein phosphatase 6 regulatory ankyrin repeat subunit A-like
Exons: 1
Coding region: 1-1254 (417 amino acids)
Molecular function (GO): protein binding
Source: RefSeq, a predicted model, not a curated record
AUGAGUGCCUCGAAACGAAUCAUUAAGAAAAAUGUGGGCUCCGAGCCGUUGAAUGGUGAUAGUGUUUUGCACAAAUGUGCACGUGCCAACAGUGCGGGUGGAAUAGAAAACACAGCAUCAACUAGCCACAUGAACGGGAAAAACAACCGGCAGGAGACGGCAUUGAUCGUCGCCGCGCAGAACUCAGCCUGCCGUGCGAUGGCCGCACUGAUCCGGCGGGGAGUGGAAGUAAAUCAUCAAGACGGAAACGGUAACACUGCCCUACAUUAUUCUAUUCUGACCGUAUCUGAAAAAGUGGUGGGGAUUCUCUCCACCGCCGCAUCAGAUUUUAACACCCCAAAUGCCGAUGGGCAAACGGCAAUACACUUGCUGGCCCUGUCAAACAACGUUAAAUUAGCUAAACUAGUAUGUAGAAAGCUGCCCUUUUUUAAAAUGGAUGUAAUUGACCAAAACGGAUACAAUCCGUUCAUUGCGGCUGUCGUACACGGCAGCCUCAGAAUGGUCGAUUACUUCCUCCAUUUAGGUUACGAUCCAACGACAAGAACGCGAUUGAAUAAGACUCCUUUACAUAUCGCCAUAGAAUUAAAUGAUUUUGCAAUGAUUAAAUUACUCGCUAAAACACCGAAUAUCAAAAAUAUUGACGACAACGGACACAGCGCCUUAACAAUUGCCGUCGGUCGCGGAAUCGAAACCGCAGUGGACGUUCUCCUGCAGCAAGACGCGGAUAUUUCACAGUUAGACAAAACGGGAAACUCUAUGUUACAUAUUGCAUGUACGGGGAAAUCAGCGAAUAUUCUACGCCAUAUGUUUGAACUCUUCCCAGAUUUAAAUAUUCGUAAUUCAUCAGGCGAAGACCCGCUACACCUAGCUUGUGCACUUAAUAAAACGGCCGUAGUCAGCGAGUUAUGUGCGCGUAGGGCAAAUAUCACAGCGCAGGACAGCAGAAAACGAACACCGUUGAUGACAGCAAUCAUGUCAGGUAGUCAGCGGUCCGCACUCGUCCUGUUAGAAUGGGAAUUUGUCAGGGAAACGAACCUAAUCGAAUUAUCAGACGAAAAUGACAUGAACGCGCUCCAAUUUUGUAUUUUAUUUAAUGAUCAAUCAACAGCGGCCAGAAUUAGAGCGGUCGAGUUGGCGCUGCUUAACGCCCAGCAUGCUACCCCACCAACGCAAACCCUUUAUCUUAAUACAGGCGACACUUCACCGCCGAUUUACAUAACAGCCGACCCGCUAGAAAUCAUAGAAGACGAAUAG